Ilex paraguariensis (yerba mate) is the source of this 680-nucleotide messenger RNA. Lineage: Eukaryota; Viridiplantae; Streptophyta; Magnoliopsida; Aquifoliales; Aquifoliaceae. The record is from the annotation of a GenBank genome assembly.
UGUAGGUUCCAUGAGACUGAUUCAGGCCAUCAUCCCUCACAUGGCAUCUAGGAAGAAGGGAAAAAUUGUAAAUAUUGGAAGUGUAAUCGCCUUAGCCCCCGGACCAUGGUCAGGUGCUUACAGUGCUUCCAAAGCUGCUCUGCAUUCACUUACUGAUACUCUAAGAUUGGAACUCCGGCCUUUUGGGAUUGACGUUAUCAAUGUUGUCCCCGGCGCUGUUAAGUCAAACAUAGGAAAUUCUGCCAUAUCGAGCUAUAGUCAGAUGCCAGAAUGGAAGUUGUACAAGCAAUUUGAAUCAGCAAUUCGAGAGAGAGCCUAUUUUUCACAAGGCUCAAAGUCGACCCCUUCAGAAGAUUUUGCAAAAAAGACAGUAGCUGUGGUGCUGAAGAAGAAUCCACCUGCUUGGUUCUCUUCGGGUCAUUUCUCCACCAUAAUGGCAAUCAUGUACCAUCUGCCACUGUCUAUCAAAGAUUUUGUUCUUAGGAAGGCAAUGAAAUGUUGAUUUUCACAUUUUGUGUCAUGCUUAAAACUGUGUCUUGUUUCCAUGUACAUUUAGCCUCCAAAUGCUUAGAUAUAGACUACAACACAAACAUGCAUAUUACUGCUUUGUACAAGAAUUAUAAUCAUCUCACUUUCAAUAACACAUGUUUAUAUAUAGUUUUCCUUUCCCUGACAAAAUG